AUGGCUGUAACGUUAUGGCUCACGGCUUUGGCCGCCGCGUCAGCAGCUGCCUUUCCACAUGUUUCUGCGAAAGUUGAGUCCAAUGUGUUCAACGCAGAAGUUGAUCUGCAGGGCCUCUCUCCUACAGUCAAGGCUCUCUUUCUCCCACGCUCCUCUGGCAUCACUUCUCCCAAAAACUCGACUUCCAGGUGCAAAGUUUACCCUGGAGACCCUGAGUGGCCCUCAGACGAAGCCUGGUCCCAGCUAAGCAAACUCACUGGCGACCGCGUCAUCGCUGCGCCUACUCCUCGAGCUGCAGUUUGCUACCCAGGCGAGGACUACAACGCCGCAGAAUGCUCCAAAUAUACCGUUGCAGAAUGGCAGAAGUCCUACCUCCACAUGGUUGAUCCAAUCGAGAUGAUGUCCCCAGUAGCACAGGGCAUGACAUGCACCAUCCCAGCCCUCUUCGACUCUCACGGCUGCACUCGAGGUGGCUUUCCCAUGUAUGUCGUCAACGCCACCGAGCCCAAGCAUGUUCAACUUGCCGUCAACUUUGCAAGGAAUACGGGCGUUCGACUCGUCAUUAAGAACACCGGCCAUGACUUUCUCGGAAAGAGUGGUGGUAAAGAUGCCCUUAGCAUCUGGACGCACAACAUGAAGGACAUUGAGUACAUUGAGGAGUAUGUUGACUCAAAGCUCAACUACUCGGGCCCUGCAUUCAAGAGCGGUGCUGGUGUCCAGGCGUUUGAACUCUACAAGGCUGCUUCUGAAAAGGGCAGAGUUGUUGUUGGCGGAGAAGGCGAGACAGUCGGCAUUAUGGGAGGCUACAUCCAGGGAGGAGGCCACUCACCCCUAACUCCCCUUUAUGGCACUGCUGCCGACAGUGUCCUCUCUAUGGAAGUCGUCACUGCGGAUGGCGAAUUCGUCGUCGCAAACUCGACCUCCCACACCGACCUUUUCUGGGCCCUCCGUGGUGGCGGCGGCAGCACCUUCGGCGUCGUCACCUCCGUAACUGUAAAAGCGCAUCCAGACCUCCAAGUCACUGCCUCCCGCUUCGGCUUUAAAUCCAGCGACACAGGCGUAGAGACCUUCUGGUCCGCCAUCCGCGCCUACGUCGACUCCUUCAUCGCAAACGCUGACGCAAGCACCUACACAUACUGGGUUCUAAUCCCCACCAACGGCACCUUCUCCUUCUCCUUCUCCCCCUUCUUCGCCCCCGGAAAAUCCCUCGAAGAAGCAACCGCCUUGCUCCAACCCUGGUUCACAGAACUCGACAACCUAGGCAUCAAGUACGACCCAAACAUCACCCACUUCGACAACUUCUACUCCGCCUGGAGCUCCUCCUUCCCGCUAGAAGCUGUCCAGAAGCCCAAUGUAGCAACCGCCUCGCGCCUCUUUCCCCGCGCAAACUUCGAGACUGCGGAGAAGCGCCAGGAGUUUUACGAGAAUAUUCGUCGCUCAUCGGAAAACAACCGUGUCCAGGUGCACUUCAACAUGCAGGCUAAGGACCCAUACAACACUGAUAACGCGGUGAACUCGCACUGGAGGCCUCUCACCUCCUUCAGCAUGCAAUCGGUGCGCUGGCCCCUGAACAGCACUGCCGAGCAAAUCCUCAAGAUCCGAAAGGAUUUCCAGGAGGGUGAUAUGCAGGCUUGGAGGGAUAUUAGUCCUGGUGCGGGUUCGUAUCUUGCUGAGGCGGAUCGCUUGGAGCCAGACUUUGGAGAGGCGUUUUUCGGUGAGAAAUACCCGAGGUUGUUGGAACUCAAGGAGAAGUUGGAUCCUGAAGAUGUGUUUUUUGCGACGACCGGCGUGGGCAGUGAGCGGUGGAGGGUGGAGAGUGUUGAUGGGCUACCGAAUGAGAAUGGAAAGUUGUGUCGUGUUGAGGUGUAA
Bipolaris zeicola 26-R-13 is the source of this 1869-nucleotide messenger RNA. RefSeq lists its product as uncharacterized. The record is from RefSeq and is a predicted model, not a curated record. Gene Ontology annotation, molecular function: oxidoreductase activity; FAD binding. The transcript has a single exon. NCBI's taxonomy places the organism in Eukaryota, Fungi, Ascomycota, Dothideomycetes, Pleosporales, Pleosporaceae. Bases 1 to 1869 code for a protein of 622 amino acids.